Messenger RNA from Cinclus cinclus, 1704 nucleotides. RefSeq names its product lipase maturation factor 1 (gene LMF1). Gene Ontology annotation, biological process: protein maturation. NCBI's taxonomy places the organism in Eukaryota, Metazoa, Chordata, Aves, Passeriformes, Cinclidae. Bases 1 to 1704 code for a protein of 567 amino acids. The transcript is spliced from 11 exons. The record is from RefSeq and is a predicted model, not a curated record. Gene Ontology annotation, cellular component: endoplasmic reticulum membrane.
AUGCUCGCUGUUCCCGACAUGGCGGCUCCCAGCUCGGGGCUGCGGCAGCGCCUCCCGGGCCGGGCCCGAUCCUCCUCUGGAGCUGCCGGAGCGGCUCCCGCUGCAUCCCCCGAGCCCGAGCUCGGUACCGCGGCCUCGCCGCUCUCCCCGGGCACCUUCUGGCUGACCCGCAUCGUGCUGCUGCGUUCCAUUGCCUUCCUGUACUCCGUGGCCUUCCUGGUGGCAUUCCAGCAGAACAAGCAGCUGAUAGGAGAGAAGGGGCUGCUCCCCUGCAAGCUCUACCUGCAAGAAAUCAAGAAAUACUUCAAGGGGAAGGUCGGCCUGGAUGCCCUGAGCUAUGCCCCCACUCUCAUCUGGUUCCUGGACUGGUCUGCCAUGGACAGCACCUUGGACUGCCUGGCCCUGGCUGGGCUGGCAGUGGCAGCCUUUGUGCUGCUGACUGGCUGUGCCAACAUGGUCCUCAUGUCCCUGCUGUGGCUGCUCUACCUGUCCUUGGUCCAUGUUGGACAGAUCUGGUAUUCCUUUGGAUGGGAAUCGCAGCUCCUGGAGACAGGAUUCCUGGGAAUAUUCCUGUGCCCUCUCUGGAGCUUGUCCCACCUGCCCCAGGACUCUCCUCCUUCCAAAAUUGUCAUCUGGAGCUUCCGCUGGCUGAUUUUCAGGAUCAUGCUCGGAGCGGGGCUGAUUAAAAUCCGAGGAGAUCGCUGCUGGAGGGAGUUAACUUGCAUGGAUUAUCACUACGAGACUCAGCCGGUGCCCAACCCCAUCUCGUACUUCAUGCACCGCUCUCCGUGGUGGUUCCAUCGCUUCGAGACCUUGGUGAACCACUUCAUCGAGCUGGUGGUGCCCUUCUUCCUUCUGCUGGGCAGGAGGAUGAGCAUCCUGCACGGGCUCCUGCAGAUCCUCUUCCAGGUGCUCCUGAUCAUCAGUGGGAACCUGAGUUUCCUGAACUGGCUGACCAUGGUGCCCAGCAUUGCCUGCUUUGAUGAUGCCAGCCUGGGGCUCCUCUUCAGCUCACGGCUCAGGGAACGUGUGGCACGGCUGCAGCUCCCAGGGCCACAGGAACAGAGGAUUUCCCUGGGCUCCUGUGUGCGCAGGGUACUGAACAUCUCCUUUGGCCUCCUCAUCACCUCCCUCAGUGUCCCGGUGGUCCUGAACCUGCUGAACCCCAGACAGGUCAUGAACACCUCCUUCAACCCCCUCAGGAUUGUCAACACCUACGGAGCCUUCGGGAGCAUCACCAAGGAGAGGACAGAAGUCAUCCUUCAGGGAACAUCCAGCCUGGAUCCCAAUGAUCCCACAGCAGUCUGGGAGGAGUUUGAGUUCAAGUGCAAGCCCGGGGACCUGAGGAGGAGGCCGUGCCUCAUCUCCCCCUACCACUAUCGCCUCGACUGGCUCAUGUGGUUUGCUGCCUUCCAGACCUACGAGCAGAACGAAUGGAUCAUCCACCUGGCUGGGAAGCUGCUGGCCCAGGAAGAGGAAACCUUGUCCCUGCUGGCCACAAACCCCUUUGCAGGCAGAGAGCCUCCAAGGUGGAUCCGGGGGGAACACUUCAAGUACAAGUUCAGCCAGCCCGGGGGGAAGCACGCCAGUGAUGGGAAGUGGUGGAUCCGGAAAAGGAUCGGCCCCUAUUUCCCUCCUGUCAACCUGCCGGGCCUGAGGAAGUUCUUUGAGGACAGGAAUUGGCCUUAUCCUGUGCAGGACUGA